AUGGGACGAUCCGGCUCAACGGAAACAAGCAUCAGAGUCAAUGCAUCAUAUCCAACGAAUAGGAUCAAUGAUGUGGGUUCCUUUCCAGCGAUUGGAAGAGGCACACAAACGGUAUGGGCAACAGUAUGGGUAUCGAUAGUUGGCGAUGUUAAGCAUUGUUUGGCGCAUGGGAAAAGAUGGGAGAAGGCGAAUAAAAGUGGCCCGUCAUUACCAGUUAAGAAGACCGAUCGAAUCGUUGCAAAGGAAAUUCCAACUCUGGGGGGUUUGGAGGAACUUGAUGGGCCACGGAUUUCAGCAGGCUAUUUCGGCAAUGGGUGGCGGCGAGAUUGUCUUGUUUCCUAG
Histoplasma capsulatum G186AR is the source of this 342-nucleotide messenger RNA. RefSeq lists its product as uncharacterized. The coding region runs from base 1 to 342 and encodes 113 amino acids. Lineage: Eukaryota; Fungi; Ascomycota; Eurotiomycetes; Onygenales; Ajellomycetaceae. The record is from RefSeq and is a predicted model, not a curated record. The transcript is spliced from 2 exons.